AUGGCGAAGGACAUCCCCUCGAUCCACGCCCUCGACAAGCCUGAGAGGCUCGAGGACCUCCUACGCCAAGACCGCGGCGACGACUGUCUGGGCUGCCGCAUCGUGGGCGGCGGCGCGUUCCUCGGUUUGGCAGCCUAUAGCUACUUCUCAGGGCACUCCCAGCUCGAGAAGCAACAAGCACAGAUCCUGGCCAGCGGCUCACGCUUCGGCAUGCGCAGCAGACGGCUCGGCAUCAACAUCAUCUCGCUCAGCCUGGCGUGGUUGGGCGUGUGGCGAUUGACGAAGUAA
Molecule: messenger RNA, 288 nt
Organism: Thermochaetoides thermophila DSM 1495
Lineage: Eukaryota; Fungi; Ascomycota; Sordariomycetes; Sordariales; Chaetomiaceae
Exons: 2
Coding region: 1-288 (95 amino acids)
Source: RefSeq, a predicted model, not a curated record